Guyanagaster necrorhizus is the source of this 1062-nucleotide messenger RNA. RefSeq lists its product as uncharacterized. The transcript is spliced from 7 exons. Lineage: Eukaryota; Fungi; Basidiomycota; Agaricomycetes; Agaricales; Physalacriaceae. The coding region runs from base 1 to 1062 and encodes 353 amino acids. The record is from RefSeq and is a predicted model, not a curated record.
AUGGCAAAUCCCAAGAUCCCCCUUCCUGAGUACCUAAAGGCCCUUACUACCCAUGGCCUAUCUAUGCAAAAGGCAAUGCAGAUAUCUGGUCAAAUAUACAAGACAUUCAACACUCCUGCUCAGCUUUCAGAAUUAUCUCAGCUAAAACUCAAGGCUUGCGGUAUUGAUGACAAGGACGACCGCAAAAUGAUCAUGUCUGCUAUCCGAAAGGCUGGGUAUAUCUCUGACUCACAGCAAGAAGCUGGCUCUAGUGACCAGCCUACGACAACUGUUGAAAAGCUGUCCACUCCAACGAAGAAACGGAAACAUGAAGCUAAAGACGUCAACGAAUUCUUACCGGAUGGUCCUACUGAUGAAGCCGCGAAAUACGGGAGCUUGGAUUUCAACGAAGUAUUGGAUAUAAAUGUCCUCCUUAAGAAGAGCACUAUUAUCAAUCGCGCACCUCUAAUGACCGCGUGGGCCAUGAUUGUUUCUGAGCGACUCGGAUUUCGGAGAGAAGAGGCUCUGAGUAUUGCCUCUGUAUACACCGAAAUGAAUGCUCUCUCCAAAGGAGUGUCGCUAGGAAUAUACCAGGACGGUAAACAGAAAGGCUUAGAUGCAAUAAAAGGCGGUUCCCAGCCUUACGUCGAGUUGAUGGGCAGAAGAAUGUAUGUCCUUCUUCCCCUCUAUCAAUCCCAGUCCAACCAAUGGCGCGCCCUGCUCAACGGCAAACCCGCUCAGCCCAGUUACCCUUUCUCCUAUAUAUCCCGAUCCUUUCGUCAAACAACACCCCAUAUAAUUGGGGCAUUACGACUGCUAGCAGAAAGCUUCGCUCCGAAGGAACUCAAUAACAAGGGUUGGGCUCUAUAUGCUGAAUUUCGACCCUCGGUAAACGGGUGGGGGGAGAGAUCCGAAGUUAAAUGCGAAACCAUACUAAGCUUACGGAAUACAGCCGUGAAACCCGCAGAGACAACUGGCGCAUCGAAGGAAGUGUUAUCAUCUCUCGACAUUGUACAGUUCGAGGAAUGUGCAUCAUCAAGCGGUAUCCAAGCACCCAAACGACAGAGGAUUUCUGACAACUAG